Messenger RNA from Phaeodactylum tricornutum CCAP 1055/1, 1173 nucleotides. RefSeq lists its product with no specific name. The coding region runs from base 94 to 1173 and encodes 359 amino acids. Gene Ontology annotation, biological process: late endosome to vacuole transport via multivesicular body sorting pathway. The transcript has 2 exons. NCBI's taxonomy places the organism in Eukaryota, Bacillariophyta, Bacillariophyceae, Surirellales, Neidiaceae. The record is from RefSeq and is a predicted model, not a curated record. Gene Ontology annotation, cellular component: multivesicular body.
ACCGCUGAUCAUCCAAUCCAGUCGCGUUGAGUCGCUCGUUGGUAAUUUUUGAAAUCACUUCUACUUCCGACAAACUAAGGAGACUUGCCCAUCAUGCCAUUGGCGAUUCCCCCUGAAUUGAAGAAAAUCAGUCCCUUCGUGCGGCGAGCCGAAGAGCUUGACCGCGAUCAAACGUCUCCCGAAUCGCGGUUGGUAGCGUAUUACUUGCGACAAUAUGCCGUCCACCAGGGCAUUCCCUUGGCGUCUGCUUCCCCCGGAGCUAAAACCUGUCUCGGACACUUGUUGGAAAGUCUCGAAAAGGAAAAGACUGCCAUGGAUGCCUUUACACGCAACGAAUCCUCCUUUUUGUGUCGGCAAUUCGCGAAUCGCGUCUUUGACAAGGCGGACGGUGAAGACCGUAUGGGUAUGGCGACGAAAGAAACAGCAAAAACCUUUUACGCCGCGGCCAGUUUCUUACAAAUGUUGGAGCAAUUUUACGAAAAAGACGACGAGGAAUCGAUAGAGGCGCGUGCGGAAAAUCGAAAACGAAUCAUAUACACGAAAUGGAAGGCUACCGAAAUUUUAAAAGCAAUUAAGGAAGGACGACAGCCGGCAGCUGGGGGAUAUGGCGAGGAAGAAGGCGAGUCGGAAGAUGAGGAAAAGGACGAGGCCAGUGACGAACCCGUGGCUUCCAAUACGAAUAUUGCUGAAAAGGAAUGGGCGAGUACUGGCAGUGAAAAGGCCCAAGCUGCCGCAUUCGACGUCCUACCGCCUGCAGUCCCUAUUAGACCCCCAGCACCUUUGGAACCAGAAGUUGAGCCCGAACCCAUGUCGGAAAGCGAGUCGGAGCCAGAGGUAGACCAAGGCGCUGAAAUUUCAGCUGAAUCGGCUCCUCCGGCAUACCCUGGUGAUUCUAAAACUAACGGAAUUUCCAUCCGACCACCCGUUACUUUCGAUUUGCCACCAAUCGCACCCGAGACACCGCUGGAGCUGCCCCCACGACCUCUAGCCCCUCAGAAAAAGGGUGGUAUGUUCGGCUUGAUGAAGCAGCGCCAACCGGGCGCCAAGGCAACCAAAGCUCAAAUUACGGAUGCCACCGAGCUGGCACGGUUUGCUGUGGCAGCCUUAGAAGACAAGGAUGCUGAAUUGGCCGCGGAGCGGCUUCAACAGGCACUUGAGGCUUUGGGACGAUAG